UCCCUCAACGGCUUUUUCCAAAAUCUGAAACAAGCUACAUUCUUCUUGUAUUAGUCUGUACAACAAGCUUGUUUCCAGCUCAGACAACCCCAACACACAUGCAAUCAACUGCAAGUCGACACCAUGCUUUCACCGGCGUCAAACGCCAUUUUCCGUCUUCCAGAAGAGCUUCGUAGUGAAGUACUCUCUUACUGCAGCUCGUCCACAGUCUUAAACCUCUGUCUUGCCUCCAAAGCUCUUCAUGCCGUUUUUAUCGAUUCUAUAUAUCAUACCAUCGACCUCAGUACUCACAAUGAAGGCAAAUGGGGAAUUCACUAUGACUAUAUCAACGUCAUGUUGCCAGAUGACCAUGUCAAGCGGACUCUAACAGAUCGGGACGUAUCCGUUCUCCUCCGACAGGAGAAGCUCAUCUCCAGACUAAAGAAGCAUCCUGAACUUGGUUCCAAAACACGUGUGCUUCGAUGGACUCUAAUGGAUAACACAGCUUUUGAUGGAGUAUUGUUCGUUGAACCCAGCCAUUGGACUGAUGUCCUCUGGACAACUUUCAAAUGCUUCUCACAUGUUAUAGAGAUAGAUCUCGCUUUCAUGACCAGAUAUCGCGAACAGACCGAACCUCCUCCUCUAUUUAGGACUGCCACGUCAAUCAGUCUAGCAGGGUUAAUGUCUCACGACGUCGUUGCCUCUAUUCUGUCGUUUAUCGACCCAUCCAGACUUCGUCACCUGAAAUUGAACAACCUCCAAACCUUCGCCGACCCGCCCCAUAUUCUAAAUACUCUUCAACCGGAAGAGAUUCAGUUACACCAACGUGACCGUCCAGGUGCCAUACAAGGCUAUCUCUCUACCCUCACCGGCCGCUGCCCAACUCUCUGCUCCCUCCACAUCUCAACCACCGGUCAAUUCCUUGACACAAAUAUCUCCAGGACUGGUCCGUCCGUUCUGGGAAACCAAGAAUUCCAGGACGGAAAUAAUCAAUACAUUGAGAUUGCCGCGUUCCUCGAAUCCGUAAAGGGAACACUCAGGGAGUUUGUCUUCGAGCACGGCCCUGAUUUUGAACUCUUUCAUAUCUCGCCCACCAAUCCCACGUGGCUGCCAUACUCUGGGUUAUCUUUAAGUGACCCACUUCCAAUGGAUGUCUUUUUCGAUUCACACAUCUUACCAGUGAUCUCCUCGGGACCUUGGCCGAAGUUGCAACAAAUGUUUGUGAGAGGAGUCGGACAGUGGAAGCCGAUAGAUCCCUGGCAAGAGACGUCUGGGCUAGAGGAAGUCGCAUAUUUACAUCGUAAGAUUAAAGAGUUUCAUUCUCGCGCGGAGAUGAUCUGGAAUGCCGUUGAUAGGAGCAAAGCUGAAGUAGUUGUUGAGGACGAGGCGAGCAGGCCAUUCUAUCGGCUUCGAGCGGAUACGAGGCGUAAUAUGACCGGUGCUCGAGACUGACGAGACAGUGGGAUUUUUAAAGCCCCUGUGUGUUAGCGCGUACCGCGUGACAUGGGAGGUUAGAUUUGGUGCCUUAUAUUAUGCCGCCGUCUCUGUUAGCCCAGACUCAGGCAAUGCUGGGUCUAGGGAAUUGAGUGUGUCGCUAGUGCCCCUGAAGCGAUAUAUUCCUAUCAAACUUUAUUGCCUGACAA
Lindgomyces ingoldianus is the source of this 1622-nucleotide messenger RNA. RefSeq lists its product as uncharacterized. Bases 124 to 1431 code for a protein of 435 amino acids. NCBI's taxonomy places the organism in Eukaryota, Fungi, Ascomycota, Dothideomycetes, Pleosporales, Lindgomycetaceae. Gene Ontology annotation, molecular function: protein binding. The record is from RefSeq and is a predicted model, not a curated record. The transcript has 4 exons.